Molecule: messenger RNA, 7843 nt
Organism: Melanotaenia boesemani (Boeseman's rainbowfish)
Lineage: Eukaryota; Metazoa; Chordata; Actinopteri; Atheriniformes; Melanotaeniidae
Gene: magl
Product: MAX dimerization protein MGA-like
Exons: 23
Coding region: 330-6929 (2199 amino acids)
Biological process (GO): regulation of transcription by RNA polymerase II; cell fate specification; positive regulation of DNA-templated transcription
Cellular component (GO): nucleus; MLL1 complex
Molecular function (GO): protein dimerization activity; RNA polymerase II cis-regulatory region sequence-specific DNA binding; DNA-binding transcription factor activity, RNA polymerase II-specific
Source: RefSeq, a predicted model, not a curated record
UUGAGGAUGGUGGUGGACUCCCGCUUCUCUGGCGCUGGCGGGUCGGGAAUCACGCGCCAUUGAAGGGGGGUUGAUAGCGUGCAUGCGCUUUCGGCUCAGUUACGUGCACACACAGGUCGGUCGCUGCGAGCACAGCGGCGUGGCUCUCGGCCUCCAUUUCCCAGUUUGUGUUUAUGUUCGAAUCACCGAGGUCUUUAUUAGCAAAGACGACGUGCAACAGUUUGGAGUUUCACGCUGAACGUUAUCACUACGUCGCUGCCGGUGGCCACGAGGCUUUCAAUCGACGUUUGGAGGAGCCAGAUGCAGUGUGAUGAUUAGAGCCACUGGUGAUGUCUACCUCAGUUUCUGAACCCACAUCCAUGGACGAUAACCCUGCAAUGGAGGAUGAAAAGGGGAGCAUGCUUAAUGGCCCUCUAUCAUCUCCUCCUUCUUCUGUCCCUUUUUCCUCUCCCCUUUUUCCAACCACUGCAAGACCUGCUUUCUCCAGUGAGACCGUAAUCGAGAAUAAAGUCGUCUCCAUGGCAAGUAAUGAUUGCAGCUCUGCUCUCUCUUCACCUGCUGAAGCAAGCCCAGCCAAGCCUGCCGUUCCCUCCACAUCUCCCUUCGAAGAGACUUUUGAAACAAGCCCAGCUACCUCGCAUAUCGCGUCUGCAUCAGGCUCCCUAUCAUGCACAGGGACGAGUCUUAUCAACAUAUCAGAAACGCCACCUUGGUCUUCUGCGUUGCCAAUGACUACGUUUGGCAAUCCAGAUCUGGAAAGUGACUUUCCUUCUGUGCUGACCUUCAAAGGUGUCAGCAUAUCCUUGGAGAAUAACAGUGUGUGGAAGCAGUUUAACAACUGUGGAACUGAGAUGAUUCUUACUAAGCAGGGGCGCCGCAUGUUCCCCUAUUGCAGAUAUCGCUUGUCUGGUCUAGACCCUGAGCAGAAGUACAGUCUUGUCUUGUCUAUCGUUCCGUCGGGUCAGUUCAGGUACCGCUGGAGCACGUCCACAUGGGAAGUCAUGGGGCCAGCAGAGCACCAGGUGCAGGGUCUUAUCCGAGCCUUUCCCCACCAUUACUCACCUUGCCGAGGCGCCGAUUGGAUGAAUUGUUUGGUGUCUUUUUAUAAACUCAAACUAACCAAUAACUUCCAAGACCAGGAUGGUCAUAUCAUCCUACACUCCAUGCAUCGCUACAUUCCUAGGCUCCACGUAAUUCCCAUUCCAGAUGGAGAUAUGCCCAGCGUUGAUCAGCCUGUGGUCAUGGGACCUGAAAGCAUGACCUUUACUUUUCCACAAACAGAAUUUAUGGCAGUGACCACCUAUCAGAACUUUCGUAUCACUCAGUUGAAAAUUAAUCAUAACCCGUUUGCAAAGGGCUUCAGAGAAGACGGUUGCAACCCCCGUCUGUACAGGAUUAAUUCAGAGGCGCGAGCUGCGGUAAAAAUGGACACCCAGCCAGUUGCUUUAAAAGCUGCUGAACCCAGUGAAGACGUGAAGGAGCCGGUGGAUCCAAGCACAAAGGAUCCCAGUGAAGCUGCUUCUUUGUCAGAAGCUGCUUCAUUGCAAGAAACCAGACCGGUGCUGAAGCCCAUAAUGUCUAACCCUGCUGGUACAGGUGAACAAUAUGUCCCCUGUAUGAGGGGCAAACAUUCCCUGGGUGAACUUGUGUUGGUCCAGAAACGUCAUUGUCCUGAACCCAAGGAAGAAAAUGCUGCGUGUGUAACACCUGAGAAGCAGCCAGGCUCCAUGACUCCUUCUUCCUCAACGUCCACUCCGAGAUCAUUGCCUCGGUAUCGCAAGAGGAGGAAGAAGAUCUGCAGACGUUGGGGUAAUUCCCAGGGAAGACUUUGGAAAGCUGCUUCUGCCUCCUCCACGGUCGUCCACAGCCCAUCGCUGACUGCUGCUAUGCAACCGGAGCUGGAUGAAAUAGAAGGCCUGCUGUUUGUGUCAUUUUCUUCAAAGGAAGCUCUUGACAUUCAUGUUGGGGAGAAGUUAGCGGUUAAAACUUCAGCAUCAGAAUCUCCUAUUUGCACAUCAACUCCAGCACAGUCUAAGCAAAUAAUGGAGGUGAAUCCAGAAACGGUGGAGGAGAAGAUAGCUCGCUUGAAGUCCAUCCUGCUGAAUGACCUCAGAGAUCUCAAACACAGACAGGUCAUCCAUCCUGUGCUGCAAGAGGUUGGCUUAAAGCUGAGCUCCUUAGACUCCAGUAUGCCCAUUGACCUGCAUUAUCUGGGGGUUUGUCUGCCGCUGCCUCCUCCAAACCUACCAGAAAACAGCAACACUACAACUUUGUCUCCUGCUGAUGAGAGCAUUCCCUUUAUUUCCCGAACAGGAAAAACUAGUGAUAUGACAAAAAUAAAGGGAUGGAAAAACAAGUUUAUAAGAAGCAAAGAAGCCUUUCCUAACUGUGAAGGGUUACAAAAGGACCUAUCGGCCUUCUGCAGCAACAUGUUGGAUGAGUACUUGGAAAGCGAAGCUCAGCAAAUCAGUGAACGUGCUGCCGCCUUUUCCAUGAACCCAGAGGCCUCCGUGGCCUAUCAGCUGCCUGCUAGAAGUUCCAGCUAUGUAAAGACCUUGGACAGCGUACUCAAACACAGAAACUCUGCUUCUAAUAUCACAGCGUGGACUAAUAAACCUUGCCCGCUUUCCUACAAACCCCCCCUCUACUUGGCUAUGAUGUCAUCUGCUUCCAGGCAGACAGAGGCUCAGUCUGGAUACCAGUCUGCAUCCUCACACACACACUCAGACACUGCUUCUGGGUCUAUUGUUGUUUCACAAAGUUUAUCGUCAUGCCUCCCAGAAGUUGGUCAGAGACCUGAGGUGAGCUCUGGUCAGGGCCCAGGGACGGCACAAAAACCAGGCUUCACCAAGAUCCAGCUCAAACUAUUGCAGAUGGAGACUAAAACCCUAAACGAGGGCCUGAGCAGAACGCAGCUGACUCCAGAAAGGUUGACAAUGGCUCUGUCUGCGUUACUGACUAAAGAGAUGCUGCCGGGUCAGAUCUCGAAUGUGACGCCCUUUCCAAACAUCACAGCUGUGGGACCCGAAUGUGGCAAAGAGUUCUGCAGACUGGGUUGUGUGUGUUCCAGUUUAGGGCAUCUGAACAGGGUUCUCCUUCACUGCAGACGGCCUGAGUGCAUGUUUGGCUGUGCCUGCUUUAAACGUGUGAUCACCAAGCACUUGAAAGCAGGGGAAAGUAAGGAACGGACCAGUCUAGUUUACUCUUUGACUAAUGUAGAACAUGCAGUCCAGGUUCAUCCGAACUCCCUAACCAAUAAACUGUGGACCCGUGACCGCUGUGAUGAGGAUCCAGAGCCGCUUUUUGUUCCAAAAAGUACCUCUACUUCUCAGUCCUCAGUUUCACCAAAGUACACAAAAAAAGUUGUAUUUAAUCAAACACCACCGAUGAAAUUCAAAUCAUGUGUGCAGAUACGAGAGGAGGAUAAAGAUCCGGUGUACAGAUAUCUGGAGAGCAUGAUGACAUGUGCUCGUGUAAGGGAGUUCAACAGCAAGCCUCCACCAAAAGUCACUUUGGAUAUUAACACCCCUGCUACUACUUCGACACCAGACAACACAUCAACAACGCAGAACUCUGCUCACAACAACAACCGCCACCACAACAUUAUGCCAACUGCGCAAAAAGCAGAAAAAAAGCCACCUCAGCCAGCUACAUUCAGCGAAUCAGAAGCAAAGAAGCAAAUCCAGAUCCAGUCAUUGUGUCAGUGGAAGAAGGACAGCAAAAUGGUCCUGGAAGCUUUAUGUCAACGCAUGAAUCAGAAUCGGUUAUUUCGCCGUUUCUACAUCGGGCCUUACUACGUAAUACUUAUCGCAAAGAUCGUCCUACAGAAACCCAGUGGCUCCAUCGUCACAUACCGGAUACAAAUUAGUAAACCAGCAAAAGUCAGUGAUGUUGAUGAGGAGGAAUCUGAUGAUUGUGACAAAGACAAACAUUCCAACAAAAGCUGUGACGAGAGCACUGAUGAAGAGGUGGAAGAUGAGCAAAUCGAAGACCAACACAAUUUUUGGGGGGUCACACCUUUUCUGAAUGGAGUCAUACCAGCAGGCAGACUGAGAGCCAGAAGAAAACCUGCUGGCUGCCAAACAUCUGGGCUUAUACAGGUAAAUGGGAAGUGCUACAAUCAGGCCAGAUUGUUGCUUGGACACAUGGGAUCUCUGCAUCCAGCAAACCGCCUUGCAGCCUACGUCACAGGCCGGCUAUGUAAAGCCUCACAGAAACCAGAAUCCACGCAGAAAAGUGGCACUUCAGCUUCUCCUCAUGUGAAUGCUGCAGGCACAGCUGCGCCUGCACCUCCAGCUCUUCCCGAAAGGAAAAUGACAGACCUUAAGACAACAACUCAGCCACCAGCUCAGUUAAGCCAACCAGACUCUUUGAGUAAGGGAUCACAACAACAUUCACAAAACUCCUCAGCCCUCAACCCUGCUCAAUCAUUUGUCCCAGUCCAGAAAAGUUCCACAACAUCACCAGUCUCUCUCACUGUCUCGCCAUCACUAAAAAGCCCCAGCUUCCUGGCACAGAGCGGAACCUGUUCAUUCAGAAUCUGCCCUCCAUCCAACCAGACCGCCGUAGACCAGAAGCUUCCCGGCGUCAUCCUGCCUGGUGGCUUUACCCUCAUUCAACUUCCAAAGCCUGGAGCUGAAGGAUCCACAUGGAAGUCACAAGCUCUAAACACUAAGAACACAGCAAGCACAGGCGACACCCCGGCACAAAAAAGUGGAGCAGCUAAUCUUAGCCAUUUAGCAUCAGGGUGGCUCAGUCUGAAUGCCCUUAAUAAAAUAAAAACUUUAUUAACAAGCACAUCAGCUGUGCCUGGCCCCUCCUCUGGACUGAUGAGUGAGGAAAAGAAACCAUCUGAAGAGAUUAAUGAAGCCAACAGCGAGCAGCUUGAUUCAAACAUGGAUGUCACUUCAGAAGACUUAAGUUCUGAUUUCUCUGACUACGGAGACUACGAUGAAGAUGACGAGAUAGUAGACAUUGAAACUGUCGAAGAAGAUCAAGAAGAAGCCAUUGCUAAAAUGAAGGAAGCUGUUUUGAAGACUUCAGAGAAAUCAAGGAAUCCUGCUAAUGGUUCUGAAUCCUUCAAUGAGCUCAACGUCCAGUAUCAAGUAAAGAAGGAUGACAAAAUCCCUGGGAAAAGCAAACGCAAGAACCAUACAGCGCUAGAAAGGCUAAGACGCUGCGAACAGCGAGCCCGCUUCGAACGACUUCACACCAUCCUGAAGAGUAAUCCCAAAACUCCCAGGCCCCAUCUCCUCUCUCUGGCUACAAAAGAAAUUGAAAAUCUGAUCAAGGCCUCCAUACGCCUGGAGGAGGAGAAAGAGAAGCUGAUUCAGACACAGGCCCUGUAUGUGAAGAAAUUGUCCCGUUUGUCAGGGAAGUCGGAGAUCCUGAUUCAAAACAAGCUGAAGGAGAUCGGUGAGCGUCAGAAACGUCGAGAGAAGGCGAUGAAAUGGAGGCCUAUCUUUUCUCAACUUCUACAAACCAAAGCUGCUCUUUCCCAAGCCACUGCUCCCCAAUCCAAUCUCCAGCCCCCAGCACCACAGCCACAGCCCGUCUGCAGGCUUCCAUCUGAAGGCAGCCAGCCUUCAACGUUCCAAAGCAAUUUGGAGAAUAUGCUAACUUUGCUUCAUCCUACUAAAAACCUGGAAAAAACUCCAGUCCCACAAUCCCUCACACAAAAAUCUCUGCCUCAAGCUGGGUCACUCCCACUCCAGGUGAUGACCAGUACAUCCACAUCACAAAUGGUGACACAGCAAUGUGAACCUUCAGCCUCAACCCAAGUCGGUCAAACCUCUGGAGAUCCAGGCCAGCAGACUGUGCCUAAUUCACAAACAACGGACCAGCUUCAAACCCUUUCAGAUAAAACUGAGCCUCAGGUCACUGCAGCACAAAGUGGAGCCUCAUUAGCACCUAAUCCCAACAGCGCCAAUGUUCAGCCACCACAGCGUCUCGCUUCUCUUCCUCUGGUUCGCUCCAAAACAGGCAGAAUCAUACUUCCUUCAUCUCUAAAACCACUUGGUCAUGGCUUCUAUACGCUCAUGGUCAUGCAACCCAAAGAGAAGAGAGAAGAAGAUGAACUUAGCUCCCCAGCUAAAACACAACCGUCUGAUGUGGACUCCUCUAAAUGUGCAGAGAAAAAUAUCUCUGCAUCUGACCAGCCUUCGGAUUCAGAACCCGGCUGUACUUCAGAAAACACCACAUCUGUGGAUUCUAAUAAAAAAACUUCAAGCGCUGUCGCCCCCCUUGCCCAGCUUGCCUUCCUUAACAAAUCAAUCAUUGUGCCUUCACUGGAUCCCAAAGCUAUAAAAAAAAACCAAGAAGCGGUUUUGAGUAUGAAAGGUGUCCCAUCUGCACGUUUGUGUUUUAACCCUGUGAAUCUGGUUCCCUCCUGUAAUGAAUCAGAGUCCAGUCCUCCUGAUCCCAGUUCCCAUGCGGACCAUUCCUGCAGGGGCAGGCCUUUGAUGAAAGGAGUUCCCUCUGUUAGUAAAAAUGCAGAUGAGGUAGAAAAUACAGAGGGUUUUAUUCAAGUCAAAAUGUCUCCACUAAUCAAUGAGAGUCAAAGUGAUGAAAACACUGCAGAAGCAACCAAGAUGCCAGCAGACAACCCUUCAGGCAUGGCCAAUGAAGUAGCUUCUAACCCUGCACCAGUCAAACGGCGCAGAGGAAGACCCCCCAAAAAUAAAACGGCACCACUACAAAGUCCUCCAGUAAAGCGAGCAAUUAAAAGUCCAUCUAUAUCCAACAAGGACAGCACGGUGAGAUUUUCUGCCAGCAGUUUAAAAAUCCCCAAUUUAAAAAGCUCUCCUGCAGAUGCCGCUGCAUCACGGCCGUUGACACGCGGCUCUCUAGGAAAGGACUUCCCCAGCGCAAAGAAGCGCUCCUGGAUAGAUGUUGAAAAGGAACUGGAACCUGACUUAGAGUCUGAGUGAUGAACAGAUUUGUUUGACCUCAGUUAGUCACCUCACACCUCUCUGAGACAGCACGGGACGUCAUCCUCAUGGUGGCAACUGUUUCCAUUUCUGCUACUAGUUUGUUGGUGUUAACCACCAAUAAUGAUGGAAAGCUUAACCAAAUGUGCCUGUCUCAUAAGCCAAAGGACCAGGGCUGCAGUCAAAUACUUGAUUUUGCCUUUUUCUGGGGGGAAAAAAAGAAAAAAACUCAAAUGUCUUUCCUGCUGGGGACAAGGACGGGUGAUGGAGUAGCAUUAUGUGACCUGCUGAAUGUAUGGGUAAAGUCUGGUCUUUGCCACUAUAAUGCUUGUCAAAGAUGUUUUCUAAAACGAAGAGAUGUUUGCUUUUUGUUUUAUUAAACAUGUUACUGACAUUUACACAAAUUUUGUCAUACUUGAAGACAGUUUGUUAGUGAUCAGUCUUAUGCAAAUACAGGAUUAAACUGUUGAGAUCCAUGGUGUAAACCUUGCAGCGUGUGCUCAGUGUCUAUCCUGAACUGGACUUGACCAUACAGUGCUUUAAUGAAUUUUUUAAGAGCUAAACUCAUCUUUUUUUUUUUUUUUUUUUUUUUUGUAGUAAUUCAUGUAAAAUCAUCUUUAGAUGCACUUUAAAGUUCAUGUUGAAACCUUAUAUAUUUUUUUCAUCCUUGUAUAGUAACAAUACUGAUCAACAAUCAGUUGAGUGUGCUAACCAAAUAAUUUGUGUAUGAAUUUAACCUGUGUGAAUAUUUACCUUAUCUUGCAAUACAUCAUCUUUUUAACUGAUUUCCGAACACUGGUUGUCAACUUUAGUCCGAUAAAUUAUAGUUUGGACUACAUAAUGUUUAAUAAAAAGUUACUUGAGUUUAUUAUGAUACACUUUAAUUGCUCAGAAAUAAAGGUAUUUUUCCCAUC